GUUUUUUUUUGCAGCUAGCAUGUCCUACAGGUCCUUGCUGUAGGUUACAUUUGCGAUAGUACAAGACCGGAUGAUUUGGCCCAAAUUGUUGAGGAAAUAUAGUAACCUGCGCCGUUAUUCUACGGAGAGACAGACGAGACGUAGUUUUUCAGUUGUUUUAUGGAUUUCUGCAGUGUUACAAACGGCUAACGUUAGCUGAGGCCUAGCAGCUAAGCUAUCGUGACAUAACACCGUGGUUUGCUGUCAAACUUCUCAGAUGACAAACCCUCUCCACUGGUAAGUGUCCACUGGAAAAACAAACCCCAUCAUCAUCAUCACAAUGACAGCUCAGGAAGGAGAGGGAUGGGGAGGCAUUAACCUGUCGCCUCACCUGCACACAGAUGAGUGUAAUGAACUGAUAAGUCAGCUGAGGCAAUGCCACACAGAGCACAAUGUCAUGAAGUUCUUUGGCACGUGUAACGAUGUGGACCGCGCUAUGCGUCAGUGCUUGAAGAAGGAGAGACUGGAAAAACGGGAGCGCAGCAAGCAGCAUGCACAAGAGAUGAAAAGGAGGCUGAAAGAAGGGCCCAAAGAACAGCUCUGAAGGACUUUUUAUUGCAAUUCUGCCACUUGUACUGCAAGUUAAAACUAUUCAGAUAAUGGGACAUUGACUAAAGCAAGACACUGCUCUUUUUAUGUCGAAACGGGAGAAGGGUUUAUAACUUCUGUCGCUUUAAAUUCAGAGGAGUGUGGAUUAUAUUGGCACUGAUAAAUCUAAGUGUCUGCUGUUAUUACUUAAGUAAUAUAUAAUGUUGAUAUUAGUAGAGAGAAACAUGAAUAAGGUUUUUGAAAUGAUGGGAUCAUAUACCACUACUGUAUUAAUACUCCUGCAUUUACUGUGACGUGAACCCUCCUAACACUUCUGACUUUUUUUUAUCAUCAGCACAGACUGAAACGUGCAGUGUUUCCAGAACAUUUUAGGUCAACAUAAAAACAAAAGCAUUUAGUGCUUUGGAUUAAAGAUUGCUGUUGGGGAUCGUCAUUUAUUUCCCAUUCUGUUAGCAGGACAGCUACAGCUCCAUCAAAGAGAUUAGUGUAGCUGCUGGCACAACGCGUUCCUCAAACCAUUAUUUAAGUUGGCAGGACACCUCAGGAAUAUUCUCCUGCCUGUUUUAUUCAUGAAAACAGGGAAAGUGGAUUUCAUGGUAUCAGAGAUGUGUGUAAAAAGACACAAAACAAGAGAGGCAGUGGCUGGGUUUUCCUCUCGAUGUGAACAUGCACCCAUGAACACACAUAUUGAACACACUCGUAUGAAAGUUUAUUUGUAUGGGGAAUCAUAUUGAUUCAUUGCAAGUUUGAUUGCUUUCAAAUAAAGUGAAUGUAACGUUAAUAUAAGAAUUCAUGCUUUCAUAUUGCUUGUCAUUGUAAAAGUAUUGAUCGACAUCUGCUGGUCUUGAAAAGUCCUGAAAGAUUUUACAUUUAUUUCCACAAAAAGGGCUUAGUCGAUAGCAAGCUGUGGGCAGCAAUAAUGUUAUAAAAUGUUUUUGUAUCCAUUCGCAGGUUGUCAGGAGCAGUUAAAAACCUAUGAACUCGCUAUGGAUUGUUACAACAGUGAAUUGUUCAUGUAGUAUAGAGUCCCCUGGGAAUGAGUCCUAAAUCCUGGAAAACAGUUAUAAUUGCAGCACUCCUGGUUCCCUUGCCUGAAAGCCAGUGGGUUUUCUGAAUGGGUUUGUGGUUAGAUGCCUGAAAUGAGGUCUAUUGUUAACACAGGCUUAAGAGACUUUCACGUUUUGUUCCACAACAUAAAAUAUGUCUGUAAUUAUCA
Plectropomus leopardus (leopard coralgrouper) is the source of this 1804-nucleotide messenger RNA. RefSeq names its product C-x(9)-C motif containing 2 (gene cmc2). Gene Ontology annotation, cellular component: mitochondrion. Lineage: Eukaryota; Metazoa; Chordata; Actinopteri; Perciformes; Serranidae. The record is from RefSeq and is a predicted model, not a curated record.